Brassica napus (rape) is the source of this 2570-nucleotide messenger RNA. Its product is annotated as glycosyl hydrolase 5 family protein-like. The transcript has 4 exons. NCBI's taxonomy places the organism in Eukaryota, Viridiplantae, Streptophyta, Magnoliopsida, Brassicales, Brassicaceae. The record is from RefSeq and is a predicted model, not a curated record. Bases 870 to 2441 code for a protein of 523 amino acids. Gene Ontology annotation, molecular function: hydrolase activity, hydrolyzing O-glycosyl compounds.
ACAAGAAUUUUUAAAAUAAUUUAAUAGUUCAAAUCUAAAAUUAAUAUGAAACACACAUUUAAACUUCAUUCUCCAGAUCAUAAUUCUUCUUCACCUUUAAAACAAAUCAUGUAAACUAAGUUUUUAUUUACUCGUGCAUUAAGAAGCAAGAAUAAGUAUAAUGCUUUGGUUUUACAAAAUUUGGAAUUUCAUGAAUGUUGAUGUUUGAAUUAUUAAAGUCUUUAACACAUCUGAUCAUGUAAUAAUAUUAUAUAAACUUGAAUAGAGAUGAACUGGCUCAUUUAUAAAUUUUACCCAUUUUAUUUAGUAAAAUAGUUAUAUUGUGUGGAAAAUUAAGUGACAAUAUAUAUAUGUAAUACAUUUUAUUAUUUUGAGUUAAGUUAUUAUUUUGUUCACAUAAACUAUGUCUUUGAAUAUGUGUUUGGCUACAUAAUUUGUCACCGAUUGAAAUUAAGAUAAAAAUAGUAAAAUAGACUAGACUGAACUUUUAUCCAUUUGCAAAACCCGAUUAUUUUACAUUUCUAUUUUAUAAUUGGUACAAAUUAAUGUAGAUAAGUAAAGAAACAAAAUUUUACUGUUAUAAUAAUGUUCUAAUAAUGUAUUAUAUUAAAGUCUUUUAAAUUUUAAAGGAAAAUUUACAGCUCAGAAUCUGUUAACAUCAUGAUCCGUCCAUUGCUGUUUUUUUCUUACAGUUAAAACUAUUGUUUUAUCUUCAGUUGCUUUCUUUGGCUGGAAAAAUUUAACCUCUAACCAUAAACACUUAUAAUCUGCCAGCAAUCAGAAACUAAAUCAACUUCUUUCAUAUAUAAAUUGCGAAUGAAAUUCAAAAUAAUCAUAAUCAAAAACAAAAGAAACAUACAUAAAACAAAAUGGCAAGAUCUAUAUGUUUGUGUAUCUUCUUAUUAUUCAUUACUUGGAUUCCAAUUCUAUCCACAAGCUUUCCGCUCUCCACAAAAACUCGAUGGAUCGUGGACGAGAAAGGCCAAAGGGUAAAGCUAGCCUGUGUGAACUGGCCAGCUCAUCUCCAGCCCGCUGUGGCUGAAGGGCUAAGCAAACAACCAUUAGACUCCAUCUCCAAGAAAAUUGUUUCAAUGGGAUUUAACUGUGUUAGACUCACUUGGCCUCUUGAUUUGAUGACUAAUGACACAUUGGCUCGUAAAAUCACGGUCAAGCAGUCUUUUGAAAGCUUGAACUUGUUUGAUGAUGCUCUUGGGAUUCAAAUUCACAAUCCCAAAAUCCUUAAUCUUCCCAUAUUCAAUGCAUUCCAGGAAGUGGUAUCGAACCUUGGACAAAACGGAUUGAUGGUGAUACUAGACAACCACUUGACAUAUCCAGGCUGGUGUUGCAGCGACAACGACCUCGACGCUUUCUUCGGCUACCCUAACUUUGAUCCCGUCAUUUGGGCCAAGGGCUUGGGCAAAAUGGCUACUCUUUUCCGCAAUGUCACUAAUGUCAUUGGCAUGAGCCUUAGGAACGAGCCACGUGGUACUAGAGAUUACCCUGACCUAUGGUUUAGGUUCAUGCCAAAAGGAGCAGAAGCAGUGCACGCCGCAAACCCUGAAGUACUAGUUAUCCUCUCCGGCAUAGACUUCGACACAAACCUCUCUUUCCUCCGUGACCGCUUCUUCAACGUCAGCUUCACCGAUAAACUCGUCUUCGAGCAGCAUUGGUACAGCUUCUCCCACGAGGGAGGCGCGUGGGUAAAACACAACUCCAACGAUAUUUGCGCCAAAAUCAUCGGGGAAGUCAAUCAUAAUGGAGGAUUCUUGCUCGACAGAGGCUUUCCUUUGAUUUUGAGUGAGUUUGGGACCGACGAGAGAGGCGUUGACGUCAGCGGAAACCGGUAUAUGAAUUGUUUGGUGGCUUGGGCCGCUGAGAAGGAUUUGGAUUGGGCGGUUUGGGCAUUAACCGGAGAUUAUUAUUUGAGAACCGGUACAAAACAUAUGGUUGAGACUUAUGGUGUUUUGGAUGCUACUUGGAAAAACGUCAGAAACUCUACUUACUUGCAGAAACUCUCCGGAAUUCAACAUCCAUUUAGAGGACCCGGUUUACAAGAGAAAAAACUUAUUUUGCACCCACAUACUGGCCUAUGUGUCACCAAUAACCACUCAGGCAAUGUACCCACACUUCGACUUGAACUAUGCACUAAAUCCGAGCCAUCGACCUUUAAUCCCAAGGAAGGCAUUCUCUGGAUCAAUAAAAUGUGCGUUGAAACUCCAGAUGUUGCUGGACAAAAGGUGAAGCUUGGAGUUGGCACUAAGUGCUCUAAGUUGGGACAAAUCUCAGCUACUAAGAUGCAUUUGUCGUUUAAGACAAGUAAUGGCUUGUUACUAUGUCUUGAUGUGGAUGAACGUGACAACAGCAUUGUCGCUAACCCUUGCAAGUGUUUGACUAAGGAUGCUUCGUGUGAUCCAGCGAGCCAGUGGUUCAAAGUUCUUUAAAUUCUAUAUAUUUUAUUCUGAUAAAAUGUAUUUGUAAUAAUUUUACGGUCAAACAUGUUAAUCAUUAAAAUUUAAUAAAAAAAUUCGCGAUUGGACAGAAAUCAUAAGGAAACCAAAGAAAUCAAGUUA